This is a messenger RNA of Tupaia belangeri chinensis (Chinese tree shrew), 2555 nucleotides long. RefSeq names its product sorting nexin 10 (gene SNX10). Gene Ontology annotation, molecular function: phosphatidylinositol phosphate binding. Bases 163 to 768 code for a protein of 201 amino acids. NCBI's taxonomy places the organism in Eukaryota, Metazoa, Chordata, Mammalia, Scandentia, Tupaiidae. Gene Ontology annotation, biological process: intracellular protein transport; cilium assembly; vesicle organization. The transcript has 8 exons. Gene Ontology annotation, cellular component: endosome. The record is from RefSeq and is a predicted model, not a curated record.
GCAAACUCAGCGCGCCGCCUGCUCGCCCGCCGUCCGCUCGUCGGCCCUGCCUUGCCGGGAGCAGCCUCCAGUCAGCUGUUGUUCAUUGCCUUCAAUUCAUUUGGGAACUGCUUCAAAUCCAUUUGGAAGCAAGGGGAAGAUCAGUCGUGACUUGUGCUCAAGAUGUUUCCAGAACAACAGAAAGAGGAGUUUGUCAGUGUCUGGGUUCGAGAUCCUAGGAUUCAGAAGGAGGACUUUUGGCAUUCUUAUAUUGACUAUGAGAUAUGUAUUCACACUAAUAGCAUGUGUUUUACAAUGAAAACGUCAUGCGUACGAAGAAGGUACAGAGAAUUCGUGUGGCUGAGGCAGAGACUCCAAAGUAACGCUUUGCUGGUACAACUGCCAGAACUUCCAUCUAAAAACCUGUUUUUCAACAUGAAUAAUCGCCAGCAUGUCGACCAGCGUCGUCAAGGGUUGGAAGAUUUCCUGAGAAAAGUCCUCCAGAAUGCACUUUUGCUUUCAGAUAGCAGCCUUCACCUCUUCUUGCAGAGCCAUCUGAACUCGGAAGACAUCGAGGCGUGUGUUUCUGGGCAGACAAAGUACUCUGUGGAAGAAGCAAUUCACAAGUUUGCCUUGAUGAACAGACGUUUCCCUGAAGAGGAUGAAGAAGGAAAAAAAGAGAACGAUAUAGAUUAUGAUUCCGAAAGUUCAUCCUCUGGGGUUGGACACAGUAGCGAUGACAGCAGUUCACACGGAUGUAAAAUAAGUACCGCUCCGCAGGAAUCCUGAAAAAGAAUUCUAAUGUUACUAUCUUAGGAAUAGCAAAUUACGUCCAGUCCUCGAGAAAAAAGCUUGCUAGUAACACAUUCUUACCUAAAGCUCAGUGUCGUGAUAAUAGGUAUUUAAAUUCUUAAGAGACGUUGGGUUGUGUAUUAGUGGUAUUUUUAUGUUGUCCUAUUUUAGCCAAGCUUCUGUAUCAAGUUAAACGCCUGUGAACGCAAUGCUCUCUGUAAUAGGGAAACAUUAUUGGUAAAUAAGAUCUGGCCCUCAAAUGAAAUGAUUUACGUAUUGGAAAAAACCUAGCUGGUUUGACUGAAUUUUAAAAGAUAGAAAAUAGGUAGCAUUUAAACUCAAGAUAGAGCCUUCUUUCUCGUAUCAAUGCUUCAGUGUCAGCGUAAACACAGCGUUUGUGACAGUAACCACUCCGAAGAGGAAAACGUACACCAGGCUGCCCCCCUCUCGCAGACGUGUGGCUGGGACUUCGUGGAUACCUCCCCUGCACUGGCACGACACUUUACUUUUGGGUGUUUGGAGCAUUUAACCUCUGCAGUAUUGUAUUUCACACGUAGAUGGAAAAUGUAUCUUAGGAAUAGAGAUUCUUAUAAAAAUAAUGUUUACAUUUUAGAGGAAAAAAAAAAAAACAACCAACCAGAAAUGGCACUUGUAAUUAUACUUGCAACAUACAGAAAUACAUUUUCAUUGUCCCAAAUCAGCUUAAACAAAUGGUUUCUGGAAACAAAUAAUUUGUUUUCAUUAUCUCCACAUAAUUAGAAUUACAGGUUAAUGAUUCAUUUACUGACUCAAUGUGCAAUCUCCUAUCACUAGGUAACUUUCAGUAUCAGUGGUGUUACUUAUUACUUUAAGUCAAAGGAAGGAUCUUCUAAAAAUUAAGACAUCAAGUCUCCCAAGAAAUAGUCCCAUAACUUUGAAAAUGAUGUCACCUUGCUCAGUUUGGAAUUCAUUACUCAUUUUUUUAAAAAGUCUUUUCUUUUUAGGCAUAUACCUGGAGACUGAUAUUAUUUUAAUAUGACACUCUUAUUUUUUAGUGGCCCAAAGAUAAACUUAGGUAAACUAUUUUAAACUUCAAAUUAGAGAUGAGGCAGCCUUUCCUUGAGAUAAUUUUCUUCCUUGUUGAAUGGUGUAAAAUAUCUCUGUGAAACUAACAGGAAGAUAUUUUCACAGAACUGGGGUAACUUGUUGCAUUAACUGUUUCCCAACCUAAUUGGAGGUUAAGAGAGGCCGCUACAAAAAGCAGACUUUUUAUCUUAACUAUGAUUUUAAACAUUAAUGUAUUACUAAAAAGCUCUAUUUCAAAAAACCAAUAGGGGAAAAAAAAAGACCAACAGGAAACUAAGAACCAAUAGAAAAAAAUUAAAUUUAGAAAGAGUAAUUUCUUUAUCUUUCUGGUUUUUUUUUUUUUUGGUAUAAAGCAUUAUUACCCAUUGUAAAUAUUUUCAUUUAACAUCAUUUAACAUGUCUUAGAUCCUGUUGUUUUAUUAUCUAAGUCUCAUUAUUUUAAUAUAGGAAAACCCCAGAUUUAACAAUUUCAGGGUAUCUUGCUGACAUGCAAAGCUUGCCCAUUGGGGCAUUGAGGAGCUGUCCUCAGCCCAGUAUGUGUGUGAAUUCACAAUAUUUCUUCUGUUUUACAACAGGUUUGAAGAGUAUACACUGUACCACCAUUGUCAUAUUAUUUUCUAAUGAUGUAACAGUGCCAUCAAAAUUAAGUAAUGCCUAGUAUUUGGUAUGUAAACAUACGAUCAUUGUUUUCACAUUAAACAUGAAAAAUAUCAACUUGG